AUGGGAGGUUUGUCUUGCUCCCAGGAAGGCCAGGCCCAGGACACUCAGGGCAGAAACACCACAGUGGAGUGCCUCACUGACACACUGAGCUGUGAAACUCUAAUGCUGGAUUCUGACCCUGCUGCACCUCCUGGCACUACUGAGGACGCCAACGCCCCGGAAGAGAUCCAGACAGUAUAUGGAUGUCGCCACAUCAGAAGGAAAGAUUUAGAGAUAGAAGAGCACGAUGUUCUGUCUGGUAAAACAACUGGGUACCUCAUUGAGAAGUUCCUGGGGCAGGGGACUUUUGGGAAAGUGGCCCAGUGCAUACGAUUAGACACCAAGGAAAGGAUGGCUGUGAAGAUUGUGAGGAAAGAUUUGGCCUGGGCUGGUGAAACAGAGGUGGCCAUGCUUAAAAAACUCAGGCAGCUUGACCAAGACAAGAACAACUUGGUCAGGUUCUUUGAGCAUUUUAAACACAGAGGAUAUGUUUGUCUGGCAUUUGAAAUGCUGGAUAUAAGUAUCUAUGAUUUCAUGAAGGAGAGGUCCUUCAAGCCACUGGAUCUGUCUGAGAUCAGAGUAAUCACACAACAGAUGCUGGUGGCUCUGAACGCCCUCAAGGGCAUAGGUCUGGCGCAUGCAGACAUCAAGCUGGACAACAUAAUGUUGGUUAAUCAUCAGUUGCAGCCUUUCAAGCUGAAACUGAUUGAUUUUGGUUUGGCUGUCCCUGUCUCUAAAAUGUGGCUUGGCAUGCAGAUUCAGGUCCUUGGCUACAGGGCCCCUGAAGUCAUCCUGGGCCUUCCAUUGAAUGAGGCUGCAGACAUGUGGUCUCUUGGCUGCGUUUUGGCCUUCAUGUACCUCGGCCAGCACCUGUAUCCAAUAGAGUGCGAAUAUGAGCCUGUUUGA
Molecule: messenger RNA, 885 nt
Organism: Xiphias gladius (swordfish)
Lineage: Eukaryota; Metazoa; Chordata; Actinopteri; Istiophoriformes; Xiphiidae
Product: homeodomain-interacting protein kinase 1-like
Exons: 4
Coding region: 1-885 (294 amino acids)
Biological process (GO): peptidyl-threonine phosphorylation; smoothened signaling pathway; peptidyl-serine phosphorylation
Cellular component (GO): PML body; cytoplasm; nucleus
Molecular function (GO): protein tyrosine kinase activity; transcription coactivator activity; protein serine/threonine kinase activity
Source: RefSeq, a predicted model, not a curated record